Molecule: messenger RNA, 2076 nt
Organism: Penicillium verhagenii
Lineage: Eukaryota; Fungi; Ascomycota; Eurotiomycetes; Eurotiales; Aspergillaceae
Exons: 1
Coding region: 1-2076 (691 amino acids)
Source: RefSeq, a predicted model, not a curated record
AUGGGUCAGGAAACUAAGAAGAAGUCUCGAGAUAAGCGUCAGAGAGACGCACGGGAGAUACAAACGCCGGCCCCCGAUGAAGACGACUUUGACUCGCCAGCAGAGCAAUCGCCACUAGAGGAAUCACCACUAGAUGAAUCACCACCAGCUGGAACCUCUUUAAACGAUCCACCACAAGCCACUUCUUCUAUACAGGAAUCACCACUAGCUACAUGGGAGCCAACACAGCCCACACCAGAAUCACCAUAUAUCGGACCCUCAACACAAAUAUCAACACAGGCCACCUCGUCUGCACAUAAAUCUUCCUUGUCCGGGGCUUCUUCACAGGAUACUCCACAACCUGGAUCUUUAGGGGGAAAAGGAAAGGCCCCAGAGCGGAAGAUCAGGUUCGCUAGAAAUCAAACUGAGGAAGGUGACUUCGCCCCGAACGCAGGAAGUUAUGACUCAGGCAAUGAAACGAGUUCCGAUGGCGAGCUUUCAGAUACAGGCGAUCAAAUGGACGAGGACAAAUUAGCUCCAAUCGGUUCCUGGGUUAGAGAAAUCAUAAAAACCGAAACUUCGAGACAGUCGCAAAUAAUGAUCGAAAGAUUCUUUCAUACUGAUCAACCUCAAUAUGAUCAGUGUCUGAAAUUUUUUCAAGGGCUCAAUGCAAAAAUCCGGAAAGCCAAUAGGACAAAUAACGUUACAGAUGUCAAUACUGGCACCGUCCCAGAAAGAGGAUAUAAUGAUAUAUUUCGAACUUGGCAUCAACAGGCUAGAAAUACCGAUACAGCUCAACAAUUCUGGCUCGACUUUGGAAAUACCCAGCUUUUGAUCAAGCUCUUUAAUCAAAGACAUCAUCUUCCUUGGGACUGGAAUAUGAAGCAAGAAUGGGCUAUGAAUUUUGCAGAUAGCCCCCCUGAAUUCACGGAGGAAAUCUUUUUCAUUAGUGAUAAUGAGCAAGCUGAUUUUUCAUCUGUUAACAAUAACCAGGGAGAUCUAUCAGAAGAGUCAAACAGUGAAAGUGAUACUGGGAUUGAGCUAACAGGGCUUGAUGCUCUAGAGGCAAGAACUAUAAACCAACAGCGCCGACUAAGUUCAGCUAAAGUUCUGUAUUGGUGGCCUAAAGGUACUGGCUCUCAGAUCUUUGUACGCUAUGGAGAUCGGUCUGUUCCAAUCUACCGUAUUCGCGCUGGCUCAACUGAGAGCUCUGAUCCUAGCAAGGUCGAACGCGUUUUAACAACAAAAACACGCGGUACUGCUCGAAUUGUGGAGUCAAUGGACGGGAACCAAGAGGAAGUUUGGAUGUAUACCCGACAGAAUGUGGAAGAUAUCAUUGGUAUUGGCUGGAAAGUCGAAGAUGAUGAUGAAGAUGGCCUUGAUCCUCUUGACUUGAUUGAACCCGCAAAGAAUGCAAUCUACCCACAGACUCGUAUUCUGGUUAAAUGGAGAGAUGGUCUAUCUACACUUGAAGGACGGUCAUUUAUUCGUCGUAUUACUAAAGGCCCGGCCUUGGAUGGUGAUAAGGUUAUAUAUCAAAAGGCUGAAGAAUCAGAGCUCUCUUAUCUUGAGAAAUAUGGGGUAGAGGUAGUAAAUGAUGAUGCUACUGAUAAUGAAGAGAGUGAAGAUGGUGACGACGAAAGUGAUAGUUCCGAUGAGCCCACAACUAUUCCAGGUCAGAGAUAUCGCAGCAAACACACUAACCAACAGCAAAAACUUCGACCUCACAAUAAGCCAAUACAAAACCUCCGCCCAGUUACUAAAGGUCAUAAUAAGCCUAUGCGAAAUGCCCGGCUGGUUGCUAAGGAUCGCAGUGAUGGACACCAUAAGGAGCCUAUGAAAGAUUUCCGCAUAGUUACUGCUGAGAGUUUGGAUUCUUCAAGUGAGCCCAGUCGUGGCUACAAGAAAAACAAAAGCAAGCGUGGCCAAACAUACCGCAACAACAUAGCUCGCGAUCCGGCAUAUCAACAGAAACCUUCUGAGGUAAUAGCAUCUACUAAGGUAGAACAACUUCAGCGCGAGAUAAGUCGUUUAAGGCUUAAGAAUUCGGAAUUGUCUUAUCAUGCGAAUAAUAGACGAGUAGCUAGAAUGGGUUAA